Molecule: messenger RNA, 558 nt
Organism: Pipistrellus kuhlii (Kuhl's pipistrelle)
Lineage: Eukaryota; Metazoa; Chordata; Mammalia; Chiroptera; Vespertilionidae
Gene: LY6H
Product: lymphocyte antigen 6 family member H
Exons: 4
Coding region: 66-488 (140 amino acids)
Biological process (GO): acetylcholine receptor signaling pathway
Cellular component (GO): plasma membrane
Molecular function (GO): acetylcholine receptor inhibitor activity; acetylcholine receptor binding
Source: RefSeq, a predicted model, not a curated record
GUGCGACCGCGGCCUGCGCCCCCGAGGACCCGCCCGCCGCCCCGCGCCUUAGCGGCCGCCGGAGCAUGCUGCCCCCCGCCAUGAAGGGCCUCGGCCUGGUGCUGCUGGCCGCCCUGCUGUGCUCCUCGCCCACUCACGGCCUGUGGUGCCAGGACUGCACCCUGACCACCAACUCCAGCCGCUGCACCCCAAAGCAGUGCCAGCCCUCGGACACCGUGUGCGCCAGCGUCCGCAUCACCGACCCCAGCAGCAGCCGGAAGGACCAGACGGUGAACAGGAUGUGUGCCGCCUCCUGCGACUUCGUCAAGCGGCACUUCUUCUCCGACUACCUGAUGGGCUUCAUCAACUCGGGCAUCCUGAAGGUGGACGUGGACUGCUGCGAGAAGGACCUGUGCAACGGCGUGCCCGGGCCGGGCGGCAGCCCCUGGGCCCUGGCCGGGGGGCUCCUGCUCAGCCUGGGGCCCGCCCUCCUCGGGGCUGGGCCCUGAGUCCCCCCCACCCCCCCAAGGGCUUCUAAGCUUGUCCCUGGGCCUGGCUGCCCUCCUCGGCCUGGCUGCC